UGAGCAUGAGGAUUCCGGAGCUGCCGUAGCUGGAGCAAUGUACCACCACCACCGGGAUCGCGAUGAGGAGGCCGGAUUGGGCGAGGAUGUCGGGACCGAGGACAUUGGAGCCCCGGAGACGCUCAUCGAGGAGCCGCUGGAAGGUGAGACAAUUGCUAGGAAGGAUGUUGAGGUCCGGGACGGUAGCAGGAUUGUGGUGCAGCGCUUGGGCAGCAUUCCGUCCUUUGGCCGGGAAAUUCCGGUCGUUCGGAUUGUCUCCAGCGAGCACGAGCAGCAGCCCUCGACGUCUUCCUCGCUUCCCAGCAGUGAUGUAGAGAGCCAGGUGGAGGAUUCUGGCAGGAAUGCCGAGGGAGGAGAGACUUUGGCAAGCUCUAGUGGUGUCUACCGGGAGGAUGAUGAGAAAACGAGCACCAGCGCCGCCACCAUCAGGGAGGAAGCUGAGUUGUCUGGGGCAGAUACGAGGACUAGUACUGCGGCUUUCAAGAGGCCGGAGAUCUCCGAUCUAAAGUUACCAUCUUCUCCGCAUCCCACCAUCUUGGAGAAAGUACCGUCAAGGAAUGCUGAAGAGAGCGAAGAUGAGAGUGAAGGAGAGGAGGCCGCUGAUCAGGAGGUGAACAACCUCUUGACGAGUCCGCUGGCCGGGACUGUUUUGAGCAAAACCAAGGCACGCCUUCAAGAGCCUCCGCCGAUAACUCCGGCCGUCAAGGACCAAAUCGCCGACUCUCUCCAUCUCAAGCGAGCUGCGACAACGUUAACUCCAUCGUCCGAGGCUCACGCGGCUCCUCUUCCGGAUCACCACCACCAGCAGCAGCAGCAGCAGCAGCAACAGCAGCAGCAAGGCUCCACGACUCCCGGGUCUUUUAAGCAGCCAAGCACUCCGCUUGCGAAGCAGCCGAGCCUUCAAGCCAACCCAGACGAUGACGAUCCUUUGGAGGAUACAAUUAUUCCAGAGUACAAGGAGAAGCUGAAGAAGGAUGAGAGUUUUUUUUGGGUGGUCUGCCAGUGGGUUUGCUUCGUGCUCCUGGUGACGCUGCUGAUAUGCUCCGUGAACAUCAAAGUUGUCAGGGAUAUCACUUGGUUGGGUGACAAUAUCUGGAGAUGGCAGGCUGUUGCUCUUGUCAUAUUUUCUGGAAGGUUGAUUGCCGGAUGGGUUGUACAGGCGUUCGUGCUUCUAAUAGAAAAACGCUUUCUCCUCAGAAAACGUGUACUUUACUUUGUCUAUGGCUUACGAAAGUCCGUGAAAAACUGUAUCUGGCUGGCACUUGUCAUCACGAUCUGGGAAACGGUGUUCAUAGAGCGCGACUCCAAAGCAUUGCGCGUGAUCACAAGGAUACUCUGGUGCAUUUUUACUAUUUGCCUGUCCUGGAUGAUCAAAGUUUUGGCUGUCAAAGUGGCAGCCAAUGGAUUUCACCGAUCAGCAUACUUUGAGAGGAUUCAGGAGUGCUUGUUCAACCAGUACUUGCUGGCUACACUAUCGUCGCCACCUACAAUGCAAAUCACCGCCGAUCCCACUGGAGGAGAGGAGUUAAUAACUUCCAGAUAUAAUCCUCAGUCGCCCAACAAGAUGCGCAGGCUGAUGACCAGGAUUCCGUCUGGUCAGGAAGCCACUGUUGGAGAAGGGUCGCCCAGACUCCAGGCUCCUAUUAUUGCGAGGAGCGCUAAUCCCAUCGAACAAGAUAAGUUGCAACAGCUGACUUCCGAGAAUGUAUCCGCCUGGACAUUAAAGAGUCUAAUGAAGCUUAUCCGGAAGAAAAAUCUCGCAAGUUACUCCGCACAGUUUGCCAAAAAUGAAGGCGAGUGGGAGAUCGACAGUGAAGUACGAGCUAAAGCUGCGGCCAAGCAGAUUUUCUAUAACAUUGCCAGGCCAGGGAGGAAGUAUCUGAUGCUCAGGGAUUUUUUAUACUUCUUGCCCGAGGACAAAGCGAGUCGAGCUUUUGCUCUCUUCGAGGCAACUGAAAGUGGGACAAUUACCAAGAAGGCUUUCGUGAAGUGGGUGGUAAAUGUUUACAAGGAGCGGCGGGCCCUUGCUCUGACCUUGAACGACAACAAAACGGUUGUCGCCAAGCUUCACAGAGUUCUAAAUGCGGUACUCGGCAUCGGUCUCAUCAUUGUGUCGCUCCUCAUCCUGGGUGUUGAAACCGCCAAGUUGCUGGUCUUCUUUUCCUCGAUAUUUAUUCCCUGCGUUUUUAUAUUCGGCAAUGCGGCACGGACGACGUUUGAGGCACUUCUUUUCCUCUUUAUUCUCCAUCCGUAUGACGUUGGCGACCGGGUGAGCGUUGACGGGACGAUGAUGCUGGUAGAGGAAAUGAACGUCCUCAACACUGUUUUCCUCGGUCCUACGAACGAGAAAAUAUACUACCCGAACGUCAUCCUGGGGACCAAGUAUAUCACAAACUACUACAGGAGCCCCGACCAGUGGGACGGAAUCGAGUUCCAAAUACACAUGAACACGCCGCUGGAGAAGCUGGGCGCGCUCAAGGAGAGAAUGCAGAGAUACGUGGACAGCCAGCCGCAGUUUUGGUACCCGGACUUCGGCCUCAUGUGUAAGGACAUUGACGAUUGCAACAAGAUGAAGAUGGGAUACUACUUCCAGCACCACCUCAACUAUCACGAGGCCGGCGAGCGAUUCAAGCGCCGGAGCAAUAUGCUGCUCUACAUGAAGCAGCAGCUGGAAGAUCUGGAGAUAAGUUACCAGCUUCCAUCGCAGGAAGUCAUCGUGACUGGGAUCCCAGCGUUUGCGUUCCCCCAGCCACCACAAUCAGGUACAGUGUCGCCCGCUAAGCUAUCCCCGAGCAAACUGGCACCGUAUAGCUUCGCAAAGUAGUCGUUCUUUCCUUCUAGAGAAAUAAACCAUCUUCCAUAGUGAGAUCUGGGCCGUUGUCGAGCCGACGGCUGCGAUGCGCCCAUCUGGCCCGUCGAGAUUCCAACGGGUCAGAUCCGCCUAGUAAAGUAGAAUAUCAAGCAAUAUGGGUUGAAGCGA
Molecule: messenger RNA, 2980 nt
Organism: Selaginella moellendorffii
Lineage: Eukaryota; Viridiplantae; Streptophyta; Lycopodiopsida; Selaginellales; Selaginellaceae
Product: mechanosensitive ion channel protein 5
Exons: 9
Coding region: 38-2824 (928 amino acids)
Biological process (GO): monoatomic anion transport; transmembrane transport
Cellular component (GO): plasma membrane
Molecular function (GO): mechanosensitive monoatomic ion channel activity
Source: RefSeq, a predicted model, not a curated record